GAUACUUGAUCCCGCCAUUGCCAGCAGCACGUCAAAGAUCGUGAGAGGCCUCUCUAGAUCGCCACUUCUCACAGCUUGGAACUCGUCGCGUCUCCCUCUUCUCGCCUUCUGCUCUUGCGAACCACAGCCUCCCGACGCAUCGCGAAGAUAAGGAAGACGUAGAAGAGCGCGGAGAACAAGAGCGGGCUUUUCUUCGGGACUAGUUGAAUCACACCUGUCGCGUCGCUCGCAAGCAACCCCUUUCAGUCGUUAAUUCUCAGCAUGGCUGGCUCGCCUUUCCCCCGCGUGGCGCAGGAGAACGGCCACGCGACACGGCACGGCACUCACCCCAAAGAGGUGUGCAUCGUGGCCGCUGCUCGCACCCCCAUGGGUGGCUUCAUGGGGGUCCUUUCGUCGCUCCCUGCCACGCAACUCGGCUCCGUCGCCAUUAAAGAGGCCGUGCGGCGAUCCGGCCUGGAGCCGGCUGACGUGGAGGAGGUGGUCAUGGGAAACGUGCUCAGCGCGAAUCUCGGCCAGGCGCCGGCGCGCCAGGCGUCCAUGGGCGCGGGGCUGCCGGAGAGCGUCGUCGCGACGACCGUCAACAAAGUCUGCGCGUCGGGCAUGAAAGCCAUCGCGCUGGCAGCGCAGUCCAUAAUGCUGGGGAUCAACGAGGUGGUGGUGGCGGGCGGCAUGGAGAGCAUGAGCAACGCGCCCUACUACCUCUCCAAGGCGCGCGGCGGCUACCGCUUCGGCAAUGCCGAGAUUAUGGACGGCAUGCAGCGCGACGGGCUGUGCGACGCGUACGCCGACGACCCCAUGGGGUGCUUCGCGGAAACCUGCGCGGAGGAGUAUAACAUCUCGCGCGCGGACCAGGAUGACCACGCGGUUCGCACGCACGAGCGCGCCGCGGCGGCGAACGCGGAGGGCGCGUUCGAGUGGGAGAUAGUGCCAGUGGAGGUGAAGGGGGGGAAGGGGCGGCCGGCGGUGAUUGUGGACCGCGACGAGGCGUGCGCCAAGUUCGACGAGAAGAAGCUCCGAAAUCUGCGGCCGUGCUUUAAGGAGCACGGGACGGUGACAGCGGGGAAUGCGUCGGCGAUUAGCGACGGCGCCGCGGCCGUGGUGCUGGUGAGCCGCGGCAAGGCGGACAGCCUCGGGCUGAAGGUGCUGGCCGUGAUUCGCGGCUUCGCGGAUGCAGAGCAGGCGCCUGACCGCUUCACUACGGCCCCUGCGCUGGCCAUCCCCCGUGCCUUGAAACACGCGCGCAUCGACCCCGCUGAGGUGGACUGCUGGGAGAUCAACGAAGCCUUCUCCGUGGUGGCGCUGGCCAAUCAGAAGCUCCUAAGCGUCCCUGAGGACCGCUUGAACGUGCAUGGGGGGGCGGUGGCGCUGGGCCACCCGCUGGGGUGCAGCGGGGCGCGCAUCAUCGUCACUCUCUUGGGGGUGCUGCGGCGCAAAGGAGGGCAGAUAGGCGUGGCUGGAGUGUGCAACGGCGGCGGUGGAGCGUCGGCCAUGGUCAUCGAGGCCGAGUCCUUGGAUCACAGCAGUGCCCAUGCGCACCUCUGAAUCAGAGUUCUCAUCCAGGAGAAUUCCCAGUGCAGCAGAACCUUCUUGAAGACAGCAAAUUAGUCAUUUGCUAGAGUGGUGGUGUGUUUUUAACUUCAGGCUCAUGCUAGUUCGCCUUUUGUGGUUUGCUCCUGUGAGCUGUUGAGGCCUCUCAAUAGGGUGCCUCUUGUGUGGUGCUCCCUUGAGCCUCCUCAACAGCACACCCCUUUGCAUGCUGUUUCCUUUUAGCUCUGCUUUGGCAUUGCAUUCACUCUCAGUUGGUGCUUGCCAUAAAUUGUACUACUAUGAUUCAGACUAUUAAGUCUCAUUUAAUGCUCUU
Molecule: messenger RNA, 1861 nt
Organism: Closterium sp. NIES-67
Lineage: Eukaryota; Viridiplantae; Streptophyta; Zygnematophyceae; Desmidiales; Closteriaceae
Source: the annotation of a GenBank genome assembly